AUGUUAUUAAGAGGAGGAGGUUGUGGAAGUUCAACACCAAAAGAUUAAUCUAAUGUCAUUACACCUAAACUGUUUGAAUAGAAGAUACCACCAGAUUUGGUUAAUUAAAUAAAACUGCACUCCACUAAAAUUGCUUAAAAUGCUGUUCUAGUUUUGGAUUAGCAAUCAAAUUUAAUGAAUAGUUUUUCUUUUUUUUAAUUGAAUGCCAGAGCAAUAUGGUUAUUGGUGAAAAAUUAAAAAUACACAAAAUAAGUUAUAGAUUUAGUUUUAGAGAGUUUAGAGUAACUUUUUCCGGCUUUCAAGAGUUUUCUCUAAUCUAAUCUAUUAUUUGCACUAUACACUUCAUAAAUUGUAACCUAGUUGACUUGGGUAAUGUUUACAUUCUUUUCAACAAAUAAAGACAGGUUUUUGGAGUUAUCUAAACAAUAAUAAUAUUUAAAUGAAAUGGAUCAAAUAAGUGAGAGAUUGGAAAUAGAGAGUGACUCUUCCCGUUACUAAAAUCACAUUGAAUAUGAAAUAUUCGUAAUUUAAGCGAUUAUUUUUAUUACGCCGACAAAUUCAACUGAAGGUAAAGAAAUUCUUGUUAAAUUUUUGGGAGGUGCAUUCAAAGCCAUUGCAACAUUUUCAUUAAAUGAUGAUUUGAUAGAUAGUUUAAAAGAUGGUGUAGCAUAUCUAUAUCAACAAGGGAUUAAAUAUUGUCGAUUGAAAAAGUUGGAAUUGAUUUAUUCUUUACUGACUUUAAAGUACGAUUCUAUGGAUUAGAUGGAAAGAAAAGGAGAAACUAAAUAGGUUGUUGAAUAGUUAGGAAAGAUUUAUAGUGAAAUUAUCAGAGAAUCUAAUGAUUGGGAAAUAUGGUUUACAUGGAUAUAAAUCCUAUCUUAAUUGUAUUGUUUCAAACCUAUAUUGGAGAACAUGUAAAUUGAUUAGCAACUCUAUGAACAAAUUACAUUCAAAGAAUACUCUAUCCCCAUUAUAAACAAUAAACAUGUCCUUGCAAUAAAAAAUCAACAUAUACAGAGUGAUUAGACUACUAAAAAGUUAUUUGACAAUUCUUUAAUAUUGCAAGGACAAGCUCUUUUAUAAAAUAUGAUUUUGUAAGGCCAAGGUUUAUUGCAUAAUAUGGAGUAACAAUACUUUGCCAGAUUAUAAAUUCAAAGAGAUUCCUAAUAGGAGUAAGAAAAUCUUAUGCCUAUCUCUUCAGCCAAAAUCUCAUCUAUCCUCAAUGUAGCCAAGCAAGCAUAGGAGGAACUAGUAGAAUUUUAUUAACUAAUAAAUUAAGAUGAUUUAACUGAUGAAUCGAAGUUAAAAUAGGCUGAAAAAAUAUUGAAGAAUCAAUAAAGAGCUUUGUUGACUUUAUUAUCAGAAAUAGAAAAUGUACAGCGUUUACAAAAACUAGUGCAAGUACUCAUUUAGAAUUCAGAAAAUGGCAAUGAUAUUAUAGAAGAAUACUACUAAAUUUAAUAAUUAAACAUCUAAUAAUAUUUAAAUGGCCUUAUUAAAAGUUAAAACAAUAAAUUUUAGGAGACAUUUUAAAAAGAUCAUUUUGUAGUAGUUAUUGAUAACUUGUUCUUAAAGUCUUCCAAUUCAUAAGACUUUCAAGUAUAAUUACAAGGAUUUAAAUAAAAAUAAGAUGAUUAAAGUGUAGUGAGAAGUCUUAUAGAAGCAAUAAAAAAAUUGCAAUAUGAUUCGAGCAAAUCUAGAAUAUUGAGUUUGGACUCUUUAAUAGGAUUGAAUAGUGCAAUAUCAUUAAUGUUAUAAGAGAAAGUAGCUUUAAACUGGAAUCUUGAAUUGAAUUUGGUUUUAUAAGCAAGGAUAAAAACAAUAAGUAAUGAAAAAAAAUAAGAAGGGAAUUCUUAAACUUAUUAACAAAUAGUAUAAAAUGGUAAUUAAAUGAUCCCAUUUGAAUCUCUCUAUUAGUCAAUAAAAUUCUUAUAUACACAAUACACCUAGUGCGAAAGCAAUUAGAAAUUUAAAACCGCAGAACUUUAGUUAACUAAUAACCUUGAAAAACUAUUAAAGACUCUAUUGAUUGAAAAUUUUGGAUCCAUUAAUCAUAUUAGUUAGCUUUUGAUGAAGAAUUUAUUCAAGGAAAUCAAAAGGCCAGAGGAUGUUAAUUUCGAUAUAGAAAUUCUGAAAAUGAUAGAAACUAGAGUUCAAGAUACUAUAAAUUAUGUCAAUUAAAUAUAAAGUUCAAUCAAAAUGAUCUCAGACUUUCUAAUGUAUGAAAAAGAAUCGAAUGCUGAUAAUAGAACUGAUGUUUAGAUAUUAAUAGAUUAAAAACCGUUAGCAGAAAUAUAGAAGAUAUUUCAAUAAAAUCAAAUAAAUAAUUUCUAAUUGUCAGUGUGCGUUUAAAAAUUGAAUUCCUAUUUUGACUCUUUUUUUAUAGUGUUCUUAAAUUUUGAAAAUGCUUUGAAGGAGAAUGAUAAAUAGUUCUAUCAUUAAGUACUAGAGAAGAAGCAAUUCCUUGAAUCGUUGUUAUUCUUUUUUUAGUCCUUAGUAUCAUUGAAUAUUCUGAAUAAGAAUGAUUAAGAAGUGGCUAGCAGGCUUAAAGUGGAUAUAGAUAAGAAAUUCUAAUAGUUACUUGAUUUGGAAAUAGUAAAGCCCGCAAGCUUUAAUAUUGAUACUAAUAAUAAAUUAACAGAUGAUUUCUAAUUUUAUUAGGACAUUUUUAGUUAAUUAGAUGAUAUAAGAUAAAAUUAAGAAGUUUCUUUAAAUAAAGUUAAGUAAUUUAUAACCACUUGCAAAGAAAUCUUAUUGCAAGUUGAGAAUCUAAAGACUGUGGAGAAACUAAGUUAACAAUUGCCAGAAUAUGAGACUAUGUUGUUGGAAACCAAAAAGUUCAUCGAUUAACUUAUGGCAAUGCUGGAUAUUAAUUCUUUAAAUUUAAAAGUAGAAUAUGGGACAAUUCAAAAUCUAUUAGAAAAAAGUUAGAAUUAUCAGUAUCAAAGGGAUCUAUAAUCAUAAAUCAUAUUUAUCUUGAGUUAAAUUGAUACUGAAGAAGUGGAGUCUAAUUUUUUGGAGGAGUAAAUAGAUAUUAUCAAAGAACAACUUAUGGAUAUAUUGAGUUAGAAUAAAUGGAGGAUCAGACAAGUCAUAAUAUUCGAAUUAUAAUAAAUGAGAACUUUCAGUUUGUCACAAUAAGCAAUAAACUUUAGUUCAGGCUUGCUAGUGAAAUUCUAGGUUUUUGAGACUGAUAAGAGAAUCAAAGUGUUGUUUGAGAGUUAAAAGGGGGAUGGUUCUAUUUUGAUCAGUAAGUUUUGGCCAAGUUAAGAGUAAUAGAUUUAGAAUAAAAUAAAAGAGAAACUAAAGGAAUUAAAUAAUGUAGCGUAACAAUUAGCCAUUGAAGACGAGCCUAUCAAAAAGAACUAAAUGAAAAAGGAGUAUGCCAGAUUGGAAAAGGAAGUUUAAGGUAUUUUGGAGAAUGUUUAGAACAUUGGAAACUCAUUAGGAAUAACAGUGCUGUUUAUGCAAGACCUUAAAUAGGAUUUAUUGAGGAUAGAGAGCUAAAUACAAUAAUUGUAAGAAUUGAUGGAGAAUAUCAACUAAGAUAUUAAGUAUCUGAAGGGACGGUCAGUGAAGGAACUUUUAGAAAUGAGAAUGCAGCGAGUCUUGUAAUAAAGAUUAAUUCAUAAUUCUGAUAAUGUUUACAUUUAGAUCUAAACUAAAGAAAAGAAUUUAGAGGAGGGCGUUGAAGAUUCAGAAUCAAUUUUAUUUACAGAAGAUCUGUUUGGGAAUGGGGAGAUAAAUGAAUUUAUAUGGAAAUAAUAAAAAGAUUCCUUAUUGAUACAUGGAUAAGCCGGAUCAGGUAAAAGUACUGCUGCUAGAAAAAUUGAGGAAUUCCUUUGGGUUACUUAUUAGAAAAAUAAAAAUUAACAAGAUUAUGUUCCGCUUAUACCUAUAUUUGUUUCUUUGCCUUAGUUGAAAGAUCCAAUUUAUUGUGCUAUUGAAGAGACUUUGAGGUCGGAUAAUUAUAGGUUCAGUGAGAGAUAGGUUGAAGAAUUAAAGGAAGCAGUAGAGACAAAACAAUAUAGAUUAAUAAUAAUUCUAGAUAGUUAUGAUGAAUUAAAAUAAUAAUAUAUUGGAUUAAAUCUAAAUGCUUCCAAUAAAGUAAGUAAAUGGAGAUGCACUUCAGACAAAAACAAAUAUCCCAAAGUGAUAACGACAUCAAGAUCUGAAAUAUUCACUGUAAAUGGUUAUUGUACUUGGUUCUUUUCUGAAUCAAAUUAGAUCAAAUUUUACAAGGAAGUGAGACUAUUGAAAUUCACUGAGGGUCAGAUCCAAUAGUACAUAGAUGAGUAUACUCAAUUGUGUGUGAAGAGAGUCAUCAAAGACUUCUAUUUUGGGGCAUAUUAAGAAUAGAAUUAUCAAGAAUUCGAAAAUUUCUACAAUGAAUUGGUAAAAUAAGUCGGUAUAGUGAAUUUUCGAUAAAAUAAACAAUAGAUGUUGAGUAAUGAAAUGAUAAGUGCUCUUUUGCAAAAGUGCAAGUAGUUUGUGCCAAAUGAGCAUCUAAAAACCGUUCAAUAGAUGUUGACUGAAAUAUGGUCAAGUUGGCAUUAUCAAAACUUUAUUAAAUUGAUGAAGUUAUAAUCUCUAAUGGAAACUCCCUUUAUGGUGGAGAUAGUUAUGGCCGUAUUACCUUAUAUAGUAAAGUAAAGAUAGGAAAUAAAUAAUAUAAAGGACAAUUUUAUUAGGAAAUACAUAUAUUUGAGCAAGAAAGGGGAUGCAAUUUAGAAAUAAGCCUUGGAUGAGUGGUAAAGAAUUCUAGGUAAUCAAUAAUUCAUCACUGAAUUUGUUUAAGAAUUUUAGAUCAGUGAAUAGGAGAAGAAAAUUCAAUAAUAUUUUGAGCAUCACUCAAAUAUAGACAUAAUUAAGUAGGCUUUAGUUUAGGAACCCUUAUCCACAUAUGAUUUUUACGUUGAGUUUUUUGAACAUUAUUUUAAACGACAAAUUAAUAAGUUGAGAGAAGCUGGAGAAUAAAUAGAGUAUGAUGCUAUGGGUAAUGAAUUAUGGGAAUUUGCUCAUAAAUUAGCAAAUAAAAUGACAUUUAAUAAUUUGAGUUAGGUUCAAUUUCAACCUAGUGGUUUGAUAUUUAAAAAAAAAUAAACUGAUUGGAAAGAUAAGUUUUUUAAUGAUGAUGAGAAAGAGGGUGUUUACAAAAGAUUAUUCAGGAAGUGCAUUCCUAUUAAAUAAAAGAGUGGCAUCUAUUCAUUUAAUCAUAAAUCGCUUUAGGAAUUCUUAGUAGCAAAAUGGUUUAUUGAACAAAUUACUAGGAUGACUCUUGAAGUCUAAGGUAAGUAUGCUAAUCUCAAGUAGGAAGAAAAAACUGCAAUAUUAAAAUAUAAUUUCUUUAAAUAAUCCUGGGAUUUGGAUUAUAUGCAAGGGCCAAUUAAGUUUAUCAUUGAUAAAAUCAAAUUUAAUGAAGAAAUCAAAUAGAAAUUGAUGAAUCUAAUUAAUUGUUCUAAAAUGAGUAAGGAACUCGAAAUGGGAAGUUCAAAUAGUUUAUAUAUUCUCAACUAGAUGGGACAAUCAUUUAUAGGAUAAGAUUUUUCAGAAAUUAGAAUUAAGGAAAUUAGUUUAAAUAAUGCUAAUUUCUUUAAUUGCAAUUUUACUUCUUCAGUAUUUACCUAAGUUAAGUUAUCAAGAGUGAAUUUAAAUCAAUCCAAAAUUAACGACGUUUUUUGGUAAGAGAUUUAAGUAGAUGAAUUACCAAGAAUAGAAUCGAAACUAAACUCAAUAGAUUAAAUCACUUACAUAAAGAGUAGAGAACUCUUCAUUACAAUAGAUGACUUAUCAGUUAAGCAAUAUAAUUUAUAUAAAUUAUAGGAAGAAAAUCAAUUAAAAUUUGAAUUUAAACCAAAAUUAGCAGUAUUAUCAAACAAUGAAUAGAUUUUAGCACUAAUGAAUAAUAAUGAAAUAUUGCUAUUUGACAUUAUCAGAAAUAAUCCAAUAUAAAAAUUUAUAUAUGGGGAGUGUUUCUCAUGUUAUAAAUCAUGCAUUACAUUUAGCCCAGAUGAUAAAUCUAUAAUUUUGGGAGGAUCAGAUGGGGCUGAUCAACUUUAGAUAACAAUAGAAUAUUAAGAAAUUGAAAACCAAUUGAAAUAAUAGGUUGAUAAUAAAUCAAAGGUAAAUGUUAGUGCAACUAAUUCAAAAGUAAAUCCUAAGCGUUAGAAUGCAAAAGGAGAUGAGAAGGAAGUUCAAUAAAGUUAAAUAGGUUAAUAAAGUUAAAUAGGUUCAAAUAUAUAGAGAAGAGAAUCAUAAAAGGUGACCAUUAAAUUGUUACCUGAUGUUAUUGUUUCUCCUGAUUAAUUUACUUCUUUGAUUGAUGAACAUGUAGUUAGUGUAAAAUGUGCAAAAAUUGUAGUUUUUUAGCAUUAUACUAACACCUUCUCUAUCUGCAAUCCGACUGAUAAAAAAGUUGAGACUCACGAAUCAAGAUUGUAGAGAAUGACUUGCUUAGAUAUCAAUAAGGAUAACACAUUGAUUGCCAUAGGAGGUUAUUAAGGUGAAAUUCAUAUAUUUUAAGUGAAUUCAAUAGAUUCAUUUUUUGGUUUAGAAGGUCAUAAAGAUUAUGUAUCACAAUUAUAGUUUUCAAGAGAUGGAAAAAAAUUGGUUACUUGUUCUUGGGAUAGAACUAUAAGAUUGUGGAAUACACAAUAGUAAUCAUAGAUCAGCCAAACUUCAUUUUAUUUGAAGCCAAAAGUUCUCUCUUUAAGUUAAAUAAGUGAUACAUCAUUAGCAUUGACAGGAUUUUCUGAUGGUUUAAUUUAAAUGUGGGACUUGGAAAGUUCUGAUUCUAAAUUGGAUUAAGAAAAGGGACAUAGUUUGAAAAUAACCUGUGCCAUAUUUUCACCAGAUGGCAAAUUCAUCAUCUCUGGAUCGUUUGACAAAACAAUCAAAGUUUGGAAUAUUUAGACUGGCCAAUAAGAUCAAAAUCUAGUUAAACAUACAUAGGCCAUUACUGCUUUAUCUAUAUCGAACGAUUCACAAUUAUUAUGUUCAGGUAGCUUAGAUGGAUACAUAUACCUUUGGGAUUUCUAAAAAUUCAAGUUCUUAUAGGAGAUUAAACAUUAUGGAUCUGAAAUUCUAGACAUAAAAAUUAUUCUGUUUAAUAAUGAAUAUAGAAUCUUGAGUCAAACUAAUGAAGAGACUGCUCAAUUAUGGUUUAAUAAUGAUUACCAAGAGUAUUAUUUACUUUAUGAUUACGAUGAAUAAUAGAAGGAGAAAAGAAAGAUGCUUGGAUAUGAAUGUAAGGAAAUACUGAAUCUGUCUAAGGGUCUAUAAGUGGAUGUGGGAAGGAGUUACAAUAUACUAUAUUAUUUUUUGAGAGAUUAGAAGAUAAGUGCAUUAGAAUCUAGUUUUGAUAACUAGAACAAGUUGAUUGGAACUGACAAGGGAAUCCUCUUGAUUAUUCAAUGGAAUGGGUAAUCUUAGUAGAGGAUUGUUUCUUAGAAUAAACCAUUAGAAAUCAUCAAAACUAUUAAUCACAAAUAUUUUCUCACCAUCACUGAGUAGAAAAUACAGAUAUGGAAAUUUUCGGAUUACCUAAUCAGAGAUACAGUAAUAAGUGGGGAUUGGAAAAUCGUUGAUCUUUUUGUUUGCAAUGAUAAUAUCUAUUGUGGAGGUAACAUCAUUGAGAUUUGGAAUGUCCAUCAGAAGACUAAAUUGAUAAAGAAAAUUACUCCGACUGAUUCCUUAUCAGCUAUUGGAUACGAUCAGAAUAAAAAUAUUGUAUAUGCUGGACUAAAUAAUGGGUCAGUAAUAAUUUUCGAUGUUUCCUACAAUAAUCAAUCGGUAUUCAGUGCUCAUGAUGGAUAAGUCAAAAAGAUUCAGUGGUUGAAUUCUAAGAAUAUGUUAUUUACUGGAGGGGAUGAUUGGAAACUUAAAUUAUGGGAUUCAUAGAACAAUCUAUUGAAAGAAGUGUCUGUUGACAAUCCUAUCUAAUCGUUUUUUGUGUCCCUAGAUGAGACUUAUUAUAUUUUAUAGUAACUUAAUUCAGUGUCUUUAUGGGACUUAGAUAAUUUAGAACGUGUAGAAUACAUGGUUAAUAUUUAGAAAACUUCCAAGGUUUUAGCAGUUUUUCCAAAUUAGUAGGUGUUUUGGACAGAAGAUACUCAGGUAUCAGUGUUGCCCAUCAUGAAUAAAAAGAUUAAAUUUUCAUUACUAUAGUCCAACAGAUCCCAUUUUUCUUCGACCAUUGCAACAACUGAUAAAAUGAUAUUGACAGCUGACCACAAAGGAAGUAUAUUCUUUUGGAAUUUUGAUGGAGAGAAGAUUAAGUAACCCAUAGUUUUGGACAAAAAUGAAUUGAGAUCUAUGGCUAUAUCUCAGGAUUAUACUAAAGUCAUUCUAGGAUUCAAGAAUUUACUGAACAUAGUCAACUUAAACACAAAUGAAGUCAUCUACACCAAAGACAUCCCUGAUACUUGUUUACUGACAGCACGUUUUCUGAGCAGUACAGAAAUGAUCGCAGCAUCAGAAUCAGAGAAUUUCCAAACUCUAAUAUUCAGCAUCGCCAAUGCAAACCAAAAUCCUGUUAUAAUCAAUGAACAUGUUGGGCCCUCCUUUGGAGUGUAGGUUUACAUUUAAGGACAGACGACUACUUAUUUAACAUAUGGUAAUGAUAAAUCAAUUAGAUACUAUGUUAAAUGUGACAAGGAAUACUCCUGUAAAUAUGCUUUUUCAUCUACUUAGAGAUUUGAAUGCCAAGGAGCAGUCAUAUAGAAUAGUGAAAUUUCAUCCAAGUCGAGAAUUGAUCUGAAGGAAUUGUUCAAACAAAAGAAGGCAACCUUCGUUGAUAAGAAAUGA
Messenger RNA from Paramecium tetraurelia, 8805 nucleotides. RefSeq lists its product as uncharacterized. NCBI's taxonomy places the organism in Eukaryota, Ciliophora, Oligohymenophorea, Peniculida, Parameciidae. The transcript has a single exon. Gene Ontology annotation, molecular function: protein binding. The record is from RefSeq and is a predicted model, not a curated record.